Linum trigynum is the source of this 291-nucleotide messenger RNA. Lineage: Eukaryota; Viridiplantae; Streptophyta; Magnoliopsida; Malpighiales; Linaceae. The record is from the annotation of a GenBank genome assembly.
AUGCAACGACAACGAGAAGAGGCGCAGGGGAUAACAAUUUGGACGAGGAAAAGGCGGCGAGCGGGGGGAGGCCGGGUCGAUGGCGCAUGGGGUUUGAAGGUCUGGUUGAUGGCGACGGCGGCUGAAGCCCUGGUCGACGGCGAGCAAGGGAGGUUGGGUCGACGGCAACAGGGGCUGAAGCCCUGGCCGAUGGCGAGCAAGGGAGGCCUCAGCGGUAGGAGACGAGACAUGGAGGAGAUAAGAGGCAGGGGAGAGUGGAGGAGAAGUGAGGCGGCGGGGGAGCAGAUGUGA